Messenger RNA from Hyalella azteca, 2059 nucleotides. RefSeq names its product pachytene checkpoint protein 2 homolog (gene pch2). NCBI's taxonomy places the organism in Eukaryota, Metazoa, Arthropoda, Malacostraca, Amphipoda, Hyalellidae. The transcript is spliced from 9 exons. Gene Ontology annotation, biological process: meiotic recombination checkpoint signaling; reciprocal meiotic recombination. Gene Ontology annotation, cellular component: chromosome; nucleus. Bases 114 to 1472 code for a protein of 452 amino acids. The record is from RefSeq and is a predicted model, not a curated record. Gene Ontology annotation, molecular function: ATP binding; ATP hydrolysis activity.
UCUCUGUUACAGAAAUUUAAAUGCAUUUAAAUUUCUGAAAAGAGUUUGUGGGGCAAUAGCAAUCUUUACAAUAAAUAAACAUCUGUGCAAAUUACAAAGACUAAGAUCUAAACAUGAUGAUGAAUGGAUUUGGCUCGUCUUCUCCAAGCACAGACAUUGAUGCUAAAGAAGUUAUUCAUGUGGAAAUUCUCAAGAAAAGACAAAGUUCAGCAUCAAAUGCUGACCUAGAGAAUGCCUUGUUGCAUCACCUGACGAGGGAUGGCAACGUCGUGACUGAUGCGACACUGACAGAAGAGGUCCUGCCUGUGGAGCUGCGGUGUCACAUUAUUUCUGUCCGCAUUAUCAAAGAUGAUACCACUUUCAACGACUACAAGCAUGUCAACUGCAGCAAAGCAGAGCUUCAGUUCCACACCUACAGCCUAGAGGACUCGGGCCCGGACACUGAGGAACUUCCUGGCACAGAAGAUGACCACCAGGAACCCAUCCCAGCUGCAACUCAGUGGCUCCUGCCCUCCACUGACUUCCAUAACUUAUGGGACAACCUCAUCUUCGACUCUGACAUUAAGAAUGAGCUUUUGAGCUAUGUGAGCACCGCUCUGAUGUUCUCGGACUGUGGCAUCAACCCAAACAUCAUCUCCUGGAACAGAGUUGUGCUGUUGCAUGGACCUCCAGGAACUGGAAAGACGUCGCUGUGCCGUGCGCUAGCCCAUCAACUAAGCAUCAGGCUGGGACACCGAUACUCGUAUGCCCAGCUAAUAGAGAUAAACUCGCACUCGCUCUUCUCCAAAUGGUUCUCCGAGAGUGGCAAGCUGGUGCAGAGGCUGUUCAGCCGCCUGCAGGAGAUGGCAGACGACCCCAGCUGUCUAGUGUGCGUGCUGGUUGAUGAGGUGGAGAGUCUCGCCAGGUCGCGCUGCUCAGAGUCGGCGUCGAGCGAGCCUGGCGACGCCGUGAGGGUUGUCAACGCUCUGCUCACGCAGCUCGACCAUAUCAAGAGGAACAGCAACGUGCUCAUACUGACGACAUCUAACGUAUCUGGCACCAUUGACCUGGCAUUCGUUGACAGAGCAGACAUCAAGCGAUACAUCGGCCUGCCUUCUCAGGCCGCCAUCUAUCAAAUAUAUUUCUCCUGCAUCAAAGAGCUGGAAAGGGGAGGCCUGGUGAGCGUGUCGCGGCCGCUGAUGACGUUACGGGAGCUGCAGCUCACAGACUGCGUGUCUGAUCAGCUGCAGCUCACGGUCCGGCACGGCGAGGACAAACUCAACCAACCCUCCAUCCUGCUCUGGCAAGUUGCCGGGAAAAGCGUGGGACUGAGCGGUCGCAGCCUCCGCAAGCUGCCUUUCCUGACGUACGUGCAGCGUCUACGCCGGCCCCCGCACACGCUCGAGGCGUUCAUCGCAGGGCUCGAGGCGAGCGCCGCGCAGCACGCGCUCGACAGCCAACAGAUCGCGCAACAUCCCGCGCCACAGCUCUAGUUCUCUUGUGUUUAAUGUGUCGAGUUGUUACUUUAAGCGUAGUAUAGCCAAGUAUGGAAGUGACUUAAUGAGCACAAGAACUCCUUGAAUAGUUAUGUUUGUUGUGUUGUUCUUUUGUGGAUGUAAUACUUGUGCUGUUCUUUAAUCCGUCUAAGUUUGACUUGUGAGAAAGGCUGUGAGAUUAACAAGUGGGCAUGUCGCCCUUAUAUUCUUAAGACUUGGAGGUAACUUCCAUAUAAUCCAGUUGCUUUUGUUCUUCCGCAAGAUUUUAUUUAAACAUCAGGAAACCGAGUUCGCGUUCACCAACUGACAGUGUAUAUGAUUUAAUGAUUACUCAACUGGCAUUUCAAAAGUGACGAUGUCAAAUCAUCGUCCUUACUUUUUUCUUACUCACCUCGCUAUAUUUGAUGACAAGAUUUACUGGCUCAACCAACUGGCAGGAGAGUUUCUUACUCGCUGCCUGCGAUAUCAGCAAUAUGUAGCAUAACAUUCAUGGAUACAAAUAGGCCAUUGAGUAACGAAUAGUAUUGUGAGGGUAGUAGUUUAUUUUGUUAUUAUGUUACAAUAAUACAUAUAAACAAGAAGAA